Sorghum bicolor (sorghum) is the source of this 3808-nucleotide messenger RNA. RefSeq lists its product as uncharacterized. The record is from RefSeq and is a predicted model, not a curated record. NCBI's taxonomy places the organism in Eukaryota, Viridiplantae, Streptophyta, Magnoliopsida, Poales, Poaceae. The transcript is spliced from 11 exons. Bases 1493 to 3571 code for a protein of 692 amino acids.
UCUUCCCCAGAUCCCCCAAAUCGAUUGAGCUCCUUCGCAUGGCCGCCCCUCCUCUCCCUCCACAGAUGCUUCUUCCAAAACCAAAAAAUCCCUCGCGGCCCGCCAAUUUUGCAGCGAAAACAAUGCUCGGGCGCCAAAUACCAUGGUGCCUACCUCCUCCAAACCCAAAUUAACAUCCACUAUUUAAUCUAAUCACCACGGGAAGGCAGCCGCCAGUUAGGGUAGUCUGCUAGAUGGCGACCUCCUCGGCGGCCGCGGCCACAAUGGAGACGCGGCAACCAGCAGCCACGCCGUCGACCCCACGGUUCACGACGUCGUCGCCAGCGCUCACGAUGACGCCGCCAGCGAACACGAGGACGACGUCGACGAGACGCGGGGCCACGACGGCGCUAUUCGGCGGCGCAGGCAGGACGCCGACCCCAACUCUGUCCGACGACGGAGAGGACGGCAGUCAAGAUCGCAGUUCAUCAGGCCGAGCACUACCCGUCAGGCAAUGUCGUAUUGGAUCCAUGACACUUGGGCCGGACUCACAACGUCGGUAAGCAGAGCACUCGUGCUUCAUUUAGAAAUUGUCGUGUAUACUCAAAUGAAAUUCCUCAAUUUCCAUUCAACUAGGUAUGCCUCUAUAUGUAACCCUUGCCGUGCCCUAAGAUAACUAAUAAUUAAAUUCAUUUAAAAUAUACAAUAUGUUUCUUUGUGGUAUCCCAAGCACUGUAAUUAUUUGAGAUAUUAUUAGAAUAAUAAUGGAAACGCGAUAUUUGUAUCAGUAUGAGACAAUAAGAAUACACUUAGGCUGGUGGUGAUCUAUAGACAUUCAAUGUUUCUAGACCAUAGCACAAUGCAAGCAUAAGAGGCACCCCAUACUAUAUUCUAAUUGGUUAUGGUAAACAAUAAUAUUGGUCGGUUGGUAUUACAUACCUUUUUUAUAGCUCCAUAGUUUUACUUAUUUGGGAUCACUUAUUUGUGAUGGUUCCUGACAAUACAUGGCAAAUAAAUUUCUGUUGGAAUAAAUAGUACUGAGAUAACAUCUAUAUAGAUUUGUGAUGGCUCCCAGUAUAGCAUGCUGUGCUAAGAUAACAUCUAUAUAGAUUUGCUCAUGUAAAUAAUAUAGGGAUAUUUGUUGCCUCUCUAUAUAUUAUCCUAUUGCUGGUCAUGUAUGUAUCUGCAAAUUUCUGCAAUGUAUUAUUCUGAAUGAAACUAAAACAAAAUAAGUUUGAUAGUAUAACUUAUCCUAUUAUCAAUUUCCAAGUAUAAAUUUCGGCCAUGUAAAUGUCCAAGUAUAUUUCCUGUUAUUAAUUUUCAUUGAAUUUUUACCAUGUAUGCCUUUACAAAUUGCUGGUUGUUAUCUAGUUGCUUUGUUCAGUUGUUUAUUAUUUAAUUAUUAACUAUUCUUUAUUCAACCGAGAUUACCAGAGAAUGAACCUUGCUGGUUGUUUGUUCAUUACUACUUACAAAAUUUCACCCUCCGCCACUGCCACUGAUCCAUUUAUGCAUGAAUGUGCUUGUCACGGAAAAUACUGAGACAUUGUCAGAAGAAACAGAAUCUUGGACAUUAUGUUUUCGUCUGAUAGGUGCACCAUCUGAAAAGGAUAUUUGUGAAAUCAGCAAAGUGAAGAAGGAUGAUGUCACGUUUGGAAACUUGUUAACAUUGAAAUCACGUUUAGGUUACAACAUGAGGGACUUCUUAUACUAUAAGAAACGAAGUGGUAAUAAUGUAGCAACACUUCAUGAAAUUGAAACAGAAUCUGAUUUAAGUGUAAUGAUGACAAACAAUGAUGAGGAGAGAAUACUCAGAUUAGUUUUGAGCAAGGAUAGAAUAACCGAGCGAAAUGUAUCCAUAACUCCCAUGAAGAAACCUCCGGGUACAACUGUUGAUGAGGACGAAUUCAUAACUGUGUCACUUGAUGACUACAAGGACUGGCUUGCAGAACUGCAUGCGGAGCGUAAAGGCCUUGAACUUCAAGAUACAUUCAGGAUAGAUACAAUCAAAGCAUACAACGAAUGGUUACGUCAUGAAGGACAACUUGAUGACAUCGAGGCAUAUGAGGAGCUUCAAGGCACUCUGUCAAGUCAAUCCAGCAAUCCAACACCACCAAGGCAGCGGCCAAGUCACGCUCGUCGUGACAAAGAACUGGUCAACAAUUGGCAAUCUGGCAGUGGAAAGAGGAAGUUUAAAGGACGUGGGCACCUCAAAGGUUUUACUGCGUCCAACAAAAGAGCUCGACAGGGCACCACAAAAUUGGAUGUUGAAUUCUCUAGAAUGCAGAGACCUGUAGGUGGUAAUCGACGGUCUUUUGUUGAUGAAGUGGUACUGUUUACAAGGAGAAAGGCUCCACUAAUUGGAGUGAGAUGGUGGAAAAACAUUGAUGAUGAAGUUAAGGAGGAUAUAGCAGAUGCAGUAAUGAAAAAGUGGGACCUUGCGAAUACUUUGGAGAACAAGAAAAAGAUAUGGGCCAUUGCAAAUGAGCGCUAUAGAGGAUGGCGAUCAACAUUUAGUUCAACAUGCAAGGCUUAUGACACUUAUGAUGAGAGAAUGAGACAUAAGCCUGAAGAACUAAACAUUGUUGAAUGGCACUAUCUAGUGUUGUAUUUUACCAGCGUGGAAUUCCAGGAACGUAGCAACCAGAAUUCUCAAAACCGUUCGUGUGUCCAAGCAGUGCAUAGUGUGGGAUCAAAGUCGUUUGGUCAGUGCAGCUAUGAACUGAGAGACCCAGAAACUGGUGAAGAGCCAGAUGAUUGUGAGCUUUGGGCGAUUACACACAGUAAGAAAGGGAAAUGGACAAACACUGUAUCUGAGGCUAUCUAUGAAACUGCUCGCCGCAAAAUUGCGGAGAAGGAAACCGAGUCACCAGAUAGCUUCAUUCCUUUAGUAGAGAGAAACCUUCUUUUCCAAGAAGCAUACAAGCAAACUACUCGAUCUAAAUCAUCCAAGCUUCAUGGUAAUGGAUAUAUGGCAAGGUAUCCAAGUAGAAGGCAGCUACUGACUGAACGUUUAGAGGACCAGGCCCGUUCUGAAAUGGCAUCCCAUAUGGAAACUGAAGAGCUGAAGGCUACGCUCGAGAAGGUACAAGAACAACUCGAAAACCAAGUUGCUGAAAGGGAAGCCGAGAAGGAGGAACAUAGGCGUCAGAUGGAAGAAUUGCAGAAAGCAAGGCAGGCUGAUAAAGAAGAACUUAGGAAAGAGUUCAUGUCAAUGCUAGCAGCACAAACGCAAGGAGCAUCACCACAGGUUAACCAAGCUGCCAUCGAAACAACAGCCAACGAGAUAGUAGGCAACGAAACAGUAGGCGAUGAAGCAGCAGGCAAUGAAAUAGCCUCAAGUACUCAUCAACCAAUCCUGACUGAAAGAGAAGGAACAACACAAGACAAUGAAACACCCUUACCUCAGGAGAUUAAUCUACAAGUCAAGCAGAAAGCUUCUACACCCGCAGGUAACAUAGGGCGCAACACUAGGGGCAGCCUUAUGCGAAGCCAAUCACAAAACAAAGAAGGGAAUGUUACACCAAAUUUUAUUUCUCCAAAACAUUUGCUUGAUGCUGCGGCAAGGAAACGAUCAGCCAGAAAGAAUUGAAUGACAAAUGCAAAGUUUGAGUGGAGAGGGUCUGAUGGGAUUGACCAAAUGAGGCCAAGUCAAGCCAAGUGAAGCCGCAACAUCUUAGAUGUUUUGGUUUAGAAACAAAUGUCUUGGAUAUUUUUUGUUUGAAUAAUGUUUGUGUUGUCUCAGUUUGAAUUUUUGGAUCGUUUAUUCUACAUGUAACAAAUGAACAAGUUAUGAUUUAAUGGCUUUACCAAAUGGUUUGUUUAUGUC